Molecule: messenger RNA, 1260 nt
Organism: Tachyglossus aculeatus (Australian echidna)
Lineage: Eukaryota; Metazoa; Chordata; Mammalia; Monotremata; Tachyglossidae
Gene: CUTC
Product: cutC copper transporter
Exons: 10
Coding region: 9-881 (290 amino acids)
Molecular function (GO): copper ion binding
Source: RefSeq, a predicted model, not a curated record
CUCGAAGAAUGAAGAGGCAGAGGGUCGGGGUGGACCCCAAACGGGUCCGGUUCCUCCCCCCGAGCCCGGUGAUUGAGAUCGAUUUCAAACUCUCCCAGUGCUUAGUACAGUGUUCUGCACACAGAAUGGCGAGUGGAUUUCUCAUGGAAGUGUGUGUUGAUUCAGUGGAAUCGGCUGUGAACGCAGAAAGAGGAGGUGCUGGCCGGCUCGAGUUGUGUUCUAGUUUGCUGGAAGGAGGAACGACACCCAGCAUGGGUGUCCUUCAAGUGGUGAAGCAGUGUGUCCAGAUCCCCGUGUUUGUGAUGAUCCGGCCCAGGGCCGGAGAUUUUUUGUAUUCGGACCGUGAGGUGGAGGUGAUGAAGGCCGACAUCCGACUCGCCAAACUUCAUGGUGCCGAUGGGUUGGUGUUGGGGGCCCUGACUGAAGAUGGACACAUUGAAACCGAGCUGUGCAUGGCGCUCCUGGCAGUUUGCCGGCCUCUGCCCGUCACCUUCCACCGAGCCUUUGACAUGGUCCAUGAUCCUGUGGUGGCUCUGGAGACCCUCAUCACCCUGGGGUUCGAGCGAGUGCUGACCAGUGGCUGUGACAGCUCUGCACUGGAGGGGCUUCCCCUCAUAAAGCGACUCACGGAACAGGCGAAGAACAGGAUCGUGGUAAUGCCAGGAGGUGGCAUAACAGAGAGAAAUCUGCAGAGAAUCCUUGAAGGCUCUGGUGCUGCCGAGUUCCACUGCUCUGCCCGCUCUGCCAGAGAUUCAGGGAUGAAGUUCAGAAACACCUGUGUCGCCAUGGGAGCCGCACUCUCCCACUCAGAAUAUUCGUUAAAGGUAACCGAUGUGGCCAAAGUGCGGGCCCUGAACGCUAUUGCAAAGAACAUCCUGUAAGCGGACGAAACUUCCCUGGGAGAAGGAGUCAACGCGGAGGGAGAUGGGGAAGGAUCAGGAUGACUCGGCUUCCCUGUGGCAGAUCCAGCCGAAACCUUCCUCUUUGGGCGGACAGUGGGUUGCGGUGUAAAUCUCACCGCGAUCGGGAAAGCAGCCGUCUGAAGUGCGAGAGAGUCUCCGGGGUAAUCCCACCGGGCUUUGGAAAGCCGUCCCCACCGUCGUGGCUAAAUCCAGCCAGCGGCCUUUCCGUCCUCUGCUCGGUGCCUGCGGUGUCGGGAUAAGCAAGGGCGAAGCAAGAGGCUCGGCCCGAUCGCGAAACGCAACUGUAACGGCCCAUUUUAAUUUCCACUUGUAAAAUAAAUCGUUUCCUUGCCGUGUC